Messenger RNA from Fusarium proliferatum ET1, 1194 nucleotides. RefSeq lists its product as uncharacterized. Gene Ontology annotation, biological process: epoxide metabolic process. Lineage: Eukaryota; Fungi; Ascomycota; Sordariomycetes; Hypocreales; Nectriaceae. The record is from RefSeq and is a predicted model, not a curated record. Bases 1 to 1194 code for a protein of 397 amino acids. The transcript has 6 exons. Gene Ontology annotation, molecular function: epoxide hydrolase activity.
AUGGCUGAAAUUGCUCCGUUCAAGAUUCAUGUCCCUGACAGCUUGCUCGAAGAGGUCAAAAUCAAACUCAAGUACGCUCGAUUAGAUAGCGGUAUGGCGGAUGUGGAAUGGAACGACCUAGAAAUUGGGCACUCAGCAUUCAAAGAAGUCGUCGAAUUUUGGCGCGAUGAGUAUGAUUGGCGAAAAUACGAGGUAUUCCUCAACACAUUCAACCAUUUCAAGACCCCCAUACAAGUCGAUGGCUUUGAGCCUCUUGAUAUUCACUUCCUUCACCAUAGAUCUUCCAAAGAAGAUGCUAUCCCCCUUAUUUUCGUUCAUGGCUGGCCAGGGUCAUUUCUUGAGGCAACCAAGAUUCUCCCUCUAUUAGUUGACCCCCCAGCGGGCAAGCAAGCUUUCCACGUAGUGGCCCCUUCGAUUCCAGGCUACGGGUUCAGCCAGUACUCUAAAAAGGCCGGUUUCGGAUUGGAGCAGCAUGCAGCUUGUUUUGCCCUGCUAAUGAAGAGGCUUGGGUAUGAGAAAUAUGUUUGCCAGGGAGGCGAUUGGGGAUCAUCCAUUGUAAGGUAUAUGGCACUCAAUCAUCCUGACGCCGUGCAAGCGAUCCAUAUCAACAUGUUCCUUGCUCUGCCCCCAGAUUCCAAAAAGGCCCCCGAGAAAUAUGCCCGAUAUCAGAAGAAUGCCUAUACGGAGCAGGAACUCAAAAACCUAGAGAGAACUCAUUGGUUUGCGACAGAAGAGCGCGGAUAUCAACGUAUCCAAGAGACGAAACCCGUUACACUGGGUUACGCCCUGCAUGACUCUCCAGUCGGAAUGCUUGCUUGGUUUGUCGGAAAGCUCCGGGCCUGGACGGACGGGUAUCCUUGGACAAAGGAGGAGCUCAUUCACUGGGCUUUCAUUCAUUACCUAGGUAGUCCCAGCGCGGCGAUGCAGAUUUAUAAGGAGGCAGAGGCCGUUUUAAACAAUAAUUCAGACAGUAUGUUGGGGAGAUACAUUUCUCAGCCAGUUGGAGGAUCUUUAUUCCCAAAGGAGCUUUGGUUGAAUCCUCGAGAUUGGUUGUCCGAGACCUGUAACAUCCAGUUCUGGAGACAACAUCAAAAGGGAGGACAUUUCAUUGCUUGGGAAAGGCCUGAGACGCUUGCAGAUGAUGUGGCAGAGUACUAUAGUAAGUCUGGUCCUGUUUUUGGACUAGGGUCUUAG